AUGGUCGCAGACUGUGGACAUCCCGAAGAUGCCAAGGAACUUGAAUACCAGAGCUAUAUCCCAUUCUGGCAAUUAUUGAUUGAUCAACAAGUCAUCACCAAAGAGGUACUGCAUCAUCAGUACGAUGGCUCAGGGACAGAGGAUGACCCGUAUGUCGUGCGCUGGUUACCCGUCGACCCUCGGAAUCCAAUGGAGUUCAGCAUGGCAAGAAAAGCCAUUGUCACAUUCUCCACUGCCGUUGCGACCUUUGUCAUAUCUUUGACUUCCUCCGCGUACAGUGGUAGCAUGGAGAAGGUCAUUGAUGAGUUUGAUGUUAGCAAAGAAGUCGCUACUCUCGGCUUGUCGCUAUUUGUCUUUGGAUUCGCCGUGGGACCCUUGGCUUGGGCGCCGCUUAGUGAGACCAUUGGUCGACAAAUUCCAUUCUUCGUGUCUUUCCUUGCUCUUACUGCUUUUUCGGCGGGAUGUGCGGGGGCCCAGAAUAUUCACACCUUGUUGAUUCUUCGGUUCUUUGGGGGUGCUUUUGGGUCUGCGCCUCUGACGAAUGCUGGCGGUGUUAUCUCGGACAUGUUUGUUGCUAGACAACGAGGUUUGGCGAUGCUUUUGUUCGCGUCGACUCCGUAUCUAGGUCCUGCCCUCGGGCCCGUUAUCGGUGGUUUUCUUGGUAUGAACGCUGGGUGGAGGUGGGUUGAGGGUUUCCUGGCCGUUUGUGCAGGCAUGGCAUGGAUCAUGAUGGCGUUCCUCGUCCCUGAAACCUAUGCACCGGUGCUACUCCGCAAAAGAGCAGCAAAACUGUCGCUCCUCACAGGCAAAUGCUACGAAAGCAAACUCGAUCUGGAAAGAGGGAAAGUCCCCCUCGGCAAACGGCUGAAGACAGUUUUCUCUCGACCUUGGGUGCUUCUCUUCCGUGAGCCUAUUGUUCUUCUACUUACAUUCUAUGCCGCCCUCAUCUACGGUGUGCUCUACAUGCUUUUCGAAGCAAUCCCUAUCGUCUACGAAGAUAUCCGCGGGUGGAAUGCGGGUGUUGGCGGUCUUCCUUUCUUAGGUGUCAUGAUCGGUGUGUUGUGCGGUUCGGCCUAUACCGUGUGGGAUAAUAAGCGAUACAUCAAGGCGCAGGAAAGACACGAUGGGUUUGCUCCACCAGAGACUCGCCUGCCUCCUUGUAUGGCCUCCGCUGUGGCCAUUCCCAUUGGCCUCUUCUGGUUCGCAUGGACAAAUUCUCCGUCAAUUCACUGGUUAUGCAGUGUCGCAGCCUUGGUUCCGUUUGGAUUUGGACUGCUCCUCAUCUACAUGGGAAUCGUCAACUACCUCAUCGACUCCUACACCAUCUACUCUGCGUCUGUGCUGGCAGGCAUGUCUAUUUUCAGAUACACAUUUGGAGCCGUAUUUCCCUUGUUCAGCUCAUACAUGUACGCGGGUCUGGGUAUUCAUUGGGCCUCGUCCAUUCCGGCUUUCGUGUCGGUGUUGUGCAUGCCACUCCCCUUCUUCUUCUAUAAAUAUGGCGCGCAGAUUCGGCAGCGUUGCAAAUAUGCUGCUCUGUCACAAAAGCGUCUCGAGACACUGCGGCAAGCGUCUGUGUCAGAAAAGGCGCCGGUGCAAACUUCUGACCCGGGAGCCGAGAAUCAGCGACUGCAGCUGACAAGUUCUUAA
This is a messenger RNA of Penicillium pulvis, 1647 nucleotides long. RefSeq names its product MFS transporter. The transcript has 2 exons. Gene Ontology annotation, molecular function: transmembrane transporter activity. Lineage: Eukaryota; Fungi; Ascomycota; Eurotiomycetes; Eurotiales; Aspergillaceae. The record is from RefSeq and is a predicted model, not a curated record. The coding region runs from base 1 to 1647 and encodes 548 amino acids. Gene Ontology annotation, biological process: transmembrane transport.